Messenger RNA from Rhopalosiphum maidis (corn leaf aphid), 784 nucleotides. RefSeq lists its product as uncharacterized. NCBI's taxonomy places the organism in Eukaryota, Metazoa, Arthropoda, Insecta, Hemiptera, Aphididae. Bases 134 to 622 code for a protein of 162 amino acids. The transcript has 4 exons. The record is from RefSeq and is a predicted model, not a curated record.
ACGAAAAGUUUAUACUCGUUAAGUGCCAAUAAUAAUAACGGAAUAAAAAACAUAUUUAUCAUCAUUCGUCGCACACGCUCACACACCGCGUACGGAUUCUUUGGCUUAUGUUCGCUGUGUUUGGACCGUUGAAAUGAAGCUGAAAACCAUAUCGGAAACUGUAAACAAGGACGAACUGUUCAAAAAGGUGUGGAACCUCUCUGCAGAUCAUUGUAUGGAUGUUGUAUUAAUGAUGUUUUCACACGCAGAAGGUACAACACUACUUGGCACACACAAGCUUGAACAAUUUAUUGUGACUACUGAACUUUGUCGUUUUACCUCGAUGAUGUUUAAUCGUCCACCGUUAUACCGUCCUGCUCUAGACUGCACAGUCGCAAAUGAUUUUGUUUCUACAGAAUUUGAACGCUAUAUUGAUUUGGUUGAAGAUAAUGCUUAUGAAUUGUCAAGUGCUCCCAAUAGUGAGGUACUUGUUAUCAUUGCAAACAAUGAAUGCCGCAAAUUUAUUUUUGCUUCUCCACGUUUACGUCCUUAUAUUAUGUCCAAAGAAUGCAUCUCGGUCAUCGAAAGAUGCUUAGGCAAAGGCACUUUCUCUGCUGGUCAAGAAUCUGAUAUGGAUAAAUAGCAAUUAAUAUCUUUUGCAUCACUACAAUUCUCAGUGCUGCUAAACGUCUCCUCGUGACAUAUGAUAGUCUUCAUGGAAAAUCAGUCUAAAAGUACCUAUCUUGAUGCUUGUCUGUGCUAUCUUUAUAAUAAUAAUACUAAUAAUAAUAAUUAUAUUAAUAAU